Messenger RNA from Polypterus senegalus (gray bichir), 787 nucleotides. Its product is annotated as cationic trypsin-like. Gene Ontology annotation, biological process: proteolysis. The transcript is spliced from 5 exons. Gene Ontology annotation, molecular function: serine-type endopeptidase activity. NCBI's taxonomy places the organism in Eukaryota, Metazoa, Chordata, Cladistia, Polypteriformes, Polypteridae. Bases 17 to 766 code for a protein of 249 amino acids. The record is from RefSeq and is a predicted model, not a curated record.
CUCCUGAACCCUUAACAUGUUGUUCUUUGUAACUGCUGCUCUGAUCGCUGCUUCAGUGGCCUUCCCACUUGAAGAUGAUGAUAAAAUCAUCAAUGGCUAUGAGUGUCCUCGGCAUUCACAGCCUUGGCAAGCCUUUCUGACCACCAACAACAAACGCUGGUGUGGAGCCGUUCUCAUCAACGAGUGGUGGCUGGUGUCUGCUGCCCACUGCUAUAAACCCCCCAGCACUUUGACCGUACACCUUGGGGAACACAACCUUGUUGAGGAGGAAGGCACUGAGCAGCACAUCAAGGUUGCCAAAGCCAUCAACCACCCCGGCUACAUCUCCUGGACGGCUGACAAUGACUUCAUGCUGAUCAAACUCCAGAGACCUGUUCAGUUCAAUGAGUACAUCCAACCAAUCCAACUGGCAAGCAGCUGUGCCCUCGCAGGCAGCCAGUGCCUGGUAUCUGGGUGGGGAAACCUAAAAAUAUCUGAAGUUCAGUAUCCUGAUGUCCUUCAGUGUCUUCAAGUUCCCAUUCUCUCUGAUGCAACAUGUCGUCAAGCUUAUAAAAACCAAAUUACAAGCAACAUGUUCUGUGCCGGCUUCAUGGAGGGUGGAAGGGACUCAUGUCAGGGUGACUCUGGUGGUCCCUUAGUCUGCGAUGGAGUGCUGCAAGGCGUUGUUUCAUGGGGAGAUGAAUGUGCCAAAGCAAAUGCACCAGGAGUGUAUGCCAAAGUGUGCAACUACAAUGCCUGGGUUGAAGAAAUUAUUGGAAAGAACUAAAUGAAUGAACUGAUUGAAUUU